AGCAGACACAGCGGACCAGGAGUCCUGAACUCAGCUGAGAGAAGCCAUCACCAAGAAGUUCAGCUGAUGAGGCCAAGCUAACGGCUCUUUGCUCCAAACACAUCGCUGAAGACAUCCUCUCAUCUUUCUCUCAAAGUCCAUCGACUUGCUGUUUCUUCAGACUUCACCAUGCCUCCUCAGAUCCAGUCACAGAACCAGAACGGUCUCAGGAUCCUGCAGGGCGAGCUCAGUGCCCUCAGCCCGGCAGUCAGGGAAUUUGUGGAGGCCAACGUGUCCCUGUGUCAGCCCGAGUCUCUCCACAUCUGUGACGGCUCAGAUCAGGAAAACCGAGCCAUCCUAACACAGCUGGAGGAACAAGGGAUGAUCAAGAAGCUGACCAAAUAUGAGAACUGCUGGUUGGCCAGAACGGACCCACGAGAUGUGGCCAGGGUCGAGAGCAAGACGGUAAUUGUAACCCAGGAGCGACGGGAAACGGUUCCCACGCCACUGCGAGGUGAAACCAGCCAACUGGGGCGGUGGAUGUGCCAAGAGGAGUUUGACAAAGCCAUGGCUCAGCGGUUCCCCGGCUGCAUGAAAGGCCGCACCAUGUAUGUGAUUCCCUUCAGCAUGGGCCCAGUAGGUUCUCCCCUCUCCAAGAUUGGCAUCGAGCUGACUGAUUCCCCCUACGUAGUGGCCAGCAUGAGAGUCAUGACCCGUAUGGGGAAGGCUGUGCUCGCCGCACUGGGGAACGGAGAAUUCGUCCGCUGUUUGCACUCCGUUGGCUGCCCUCUACCACUUAAAAAGCCCCUGGUGAACAACUGGCCCUGCAACCCUGAUCAGACCCUCAUCGCUCAUAUCCCAGACCGUAGACAAAUUAUUUCAUUCGGCAGUGGUUACGGUGGAAACUCCCUCCUGGGAAAGAAGUGCUUUGCUCUGCGCAUUGCCUCACGCAUCGCCAAGGAAGAGGGCUGGCUUGCUGAGCAUAUGCUGAUCCUAGGCAUCACCAGCCCUGCAGGAGAAAAGAAGUACAUGGCAGCAGCCUUCCCCAGUGCCUGUGGUAAAACCAACCUGGCCAUGCUCUGUCCGACGUUGCCUGGCUGGAAGGUUGAGUGUGUGGGAGACGACAUCGCCUGGAUGAAGUUUGACAAUCAGGGCAACCUGCGUGCAAUCAACCCUGAGAAUGGCUUUUUUGGCGUUGCGCCUGGUACGUCAGCUAAAACCAACCCCAACGCCAUGGCAACCAUUGUUAAGAACACCAUUUUCACAAACGUGGCGGAAACCAGUGAUGGCGGAAUAUACUGGGAGGGAAUGGACCAGGAACUGCCUGAGGGCGUUACUCUCACAUCGUGGAAGAACAAGUCCUGGAGUUCAGAGGACGGGGAACCCUGCGCCCACCCCAACUCUCGUUUUUGCACACCAGCAAGCCAGUGUCCUAUCAUCGACCCACAGUGGGAAUCACCAGAAGGAGUCCCCAUUGAGGCCAUCAUUUUUGGAGGCAGGAGGCCAGAAGGUGUUCCUCUGGUGUAUGAAGCCUUCAGCUGGCAACAUGGAGUAUUUGUUGGAGCAGCAAUGCGGUCAGAAGCCACUGCAGCAGCUGAACACAAAGGCAAGGUAAUCAUGCAUGACCCCUUUGCCAUGCGCCCCUUCUUUGGCUACAACUUCGGCCAGUACCUCUCUCACUGGCUGAGCAUGGCUGACCGUCCUGGUGCCAAGCUGCCAAAGAUCUUCCACGUCAACUGGUUCCGAAAGAGCCCCAAGUCCGGCUUCCUCUGGCCGGGUUUUGGAGACAACAUCCGCGUUUUGGACUGGAUGUUCCGACGAGUCAACGGCAAUACCGGCGCCAUGCCUUCUGCGGUCGGCUACCUGCCCUGCAACGAUUCCCUGAACCUCCAGGGCCUAGAGGGGAAGGUGGACCUCAACGAGCUUUUCUGCUUGGAACACGAGUUCUGGCAGAAGGAAGUGGAUGAAGUGAGGAAAUAUUUCACGACGCAAGUAAACGACGACCUACCCAAUGAGAUGGCCCGGCAGCUGGAGCUGUUGCAGCAGAGAGUGAAGCAGAUGUAAGAGGAAGAAAGAGCAGUUUAGGGAUUUUAAGUGAACAUCACAGGGCUUUUUUGACUUCAGCAUGUCAUGUAGUUCACCUGUAAGUCCAAAUUACUGAGUUAGCGAUCAUAAAAUGACGUGAAAAUGAACAAGCUAGCUAAAAGUUAAGGACCAAAAUAGAGAAUGUUUAAAAUAUUUCUUUUUUGACUUCAAUCUCAGCCUUUACGAGCAACUCUUCUUUUAAUAUUGUCCAAGUUAAUUUAAACUUUGGGACCUUUUGGGAUGGGUACUUUCAUCCAGCAGUAUUUAUUUUCCAUCCAUAGGCUGUUGUAGCAGGACUUUGUAUUUAAACCCAACUGUAAUAUUUUGUCUUAAUCUUUGUAUGUCUAUUUAAAGGUAACUUAUUUCAAACAUACAUCAUAGUUUAAUUGCCAUAUAACUGAAUAUGGCAUUGUUUAUGGCUCAAUUCCCUGUUUGAAGGGAUAAUUUUCUGUUCAUAUGGUUUGCUGUAGUCUUGUUUUUUUAUACAUCAUUGGUGACUUCUUGUUCUGUUUAUUGUAAUCUGGAUCUCUUAAAGAAGAGGAUGGCAAUAAAAGUGUUUAAAACUA
Molecule: messenger RNA, 2630 nt
Organism: Fundulus heteroclitus (mummichog)
Lineage: Eukaryota; Metazoa; Chordata; Actinopteri; Cyprinodontiformes; Fundulidae
Product: phosphoenolpyruvate carboxykinase, cytosolic [GTP]-like
Exons: 10
Coding region: 169-2043 (624 amino acids)
Biological process (GO): hepatocyte differentiation; gluconeogenesis; cellular response to insulin stimulus
Cellular component (GO): mitochondrion; cytosol
Molecular function (GO): GTP binding; manganese ion binding; phosphoenolpyruvate carboxykinase (GTP) activity
Source: RefSeq, a predicted model, not a curated record